Kluyveromyces marxianus DMKU3-1042 is the source of this 1560-nucleotide messenger RNA. RefSeq names its product Mrx12p (gene MRX12). The record is from RefSeq and is a predicted model, not a curated record. The transcript has a single exon. NCBI's taxonomy places the organism in Eukaryota, Fungi, Ascomycota, Saccharomycetes, Saccharomycetales, Saccharomycetaceae. The coding region runs from base 1 to 1560 and encodes 519 amino acids.
AUGUACGGGUUUAGAAGGCAAUUACAUUUGACGACUAGAGUAUUAAAUAAAGCAGUUCCAAAACAAUGGACUGAAUCGGUUCAAAGGCUCUUAUCGAAUCAAUCUCUUUCAGAAAACCUACCUAAAAGUCAAUAUCAAGAAAUUGGAUGUCUAGAACCUUAUGAAAUAGCAAAUAGAUUCAAGGUGAUGCUAGAGCAAAAUCCUAGGAUCUCUUUCGAUGAAAGAGUAAAUAUUCAUAACAAGUUGAUAGAAGAAAUGACAAGAUACGAUUUUGCUGUUGCAGCUAUUCAUUCCAAAGAACUUCAGAAAAUAUCAGCGCAGUUGUCUAUACCUGCAUUCAUUGAAGUUUUAAGAAACAAUCCAGGCAGAGUUAAGAGCUCUUGGGAAUUCUUCGAAGAAAAUUAUAAUUUAGUGAAGAAAUCAGACCAAGCUUUGGUAUCGGUGAUAGAAAAGCUUGUUUAUUUCGAUCCAGUUGAUAUUCAAGACGGAAAAUCUAAGAUGACAGUUCAAGACCUUGCAAGAACUAUUUGCUUGAUCUCUUUAUUAGAAGAGAAAAGUAGUUUACCUCAACAUAUAUGGGAAAAAAUAAUUCUUAACGCAAUUCAAACAAAAUCCUCCAUUGUCCUUCCUAUUAUUUUUGAAGGGAUUCCAAAUCAUUACGAAAUCCCAUUACCCUUAGACCUUGCGGAAAUUACGGACUAUCAAAUCAUCAGUUUAUUAUCUAAAAGAAAUUUGGAUUCACUAUUCAAGGACAAUAAGGAGUUGUUUGUUAAAUACUUUUCAUUACUUGGUGUAAAUGAUACAAUACACCUUACAGAAGACGAAAUCCAAGCAUAUGAUGCGCUGAACAAGGAACUAAAGCGCCUUAAAAAGUGUGUAGAGAUCGAUCUUCAAACACCGGAACUCCCUAAGCUCAAAACUCAAGAGUCGUUUGAUGAAAUUGUGUCCUAUAUCAUAUCAUCAGAAUUAGAUAAAAAUGAGUUGGAUUGGGCAAGAAUGAUGUUAAGGUAUUUAGGUUUGCAUAAAGGUGAUACCAAAAUGGCAUUGAAACUAUAUCAUGAAUACUUAAUGGCUUAUCCUUCGCAUUCUGGCGACUUAAUGUAUGAAAUGUUCUUGUGUUUCGCCUACCAGAGCUUUGUAGGCUCAAAUGAUAAAUUACUUCAAGUGGCAGAAACGCUAGUUCCAUCUGAUAUUGACAGUAAAACAAGGGUCAAUAUUCUACGUGCGUUGAUUUUGGUGAAUUCUAAGUCUGAUCCUCAUCAAAGUUUGCAGAUUUUCAAUAAUAACAUUCAAAAUACCAGUAAAGAAAAGAAUCCUAUUACUGAGAUUUCAGAUUCUGCUUUGCUAGUUGAGGCUCUUAUAUUAGCAUUUUUAAGAAACAAGGACAGGGAUUUCGCCCACGUUAUUUUUGAAGGGGCUGCAAGGGAAAAGAUCAUUGACGGACCAACGUCUGUUAAGAGAAUUAAGAAUAUAUUAACUUUGUAUGGCGAAAGUAUUGAACAGGAUCAAUGUCAGAAAGUUAUGGAUGAAGAAAUUGAAAGGGUGCUAAAAGCGCUUUAG